GCGACAGCGGCGGCGGCGGCGGCGGAGGUGGCGGCCGGGCCCAGCCCCCGGCGCCAUGUGGUCCGUGGUCUGGGCGGCCGUGCGCUCCAAGGCCCCGUACGUCACCUUCCCGGUGGCUUUCGUGGUGGGGCUGGUGGGCUACCACCUGGAGUGGUUCCUCCGUGGCGACCCCCCGCCCGCGGCCGAGGAGGAGAAGAGCAUCUCGGAGCAGCGGGAGGACCGCAAGCUGCAGGAGAUCGCGGGCAAGGACCUGACCAAGGUGGUCAGCCUGAAGGACAAGCUUGAGUUCGCCCCUCGGGCCGUGCUGAACAGGAACCGCCCGGAAAAGAGCUAAUAAAGCUGUCUGGGCCAACGCGGUGCCCUGGAGCAACUGUCCUCGGCUGCCAGAGAGCUGUGUCCCCCAGCACCGUGCUGGGGACACCCCUGUCACCUCCACAUCCUUCACCAGCCUCCCUCCUGGGCCACAUGCUGUGCCCACUGCUGCUCUUCACCCUCCCGGGGCCCGCUGGAGGGUCAGGGUUUGCCCACCCCAUGGAUGUGCUCAAGACACAGCACCCAGACCCCCUCCUUCAUGAGAGCGUGGGCAGGGAGCCACGCUUUGGAGGUGGAGCGUGUCUGAAACUUAUCACCUCUUGGCCUGUCCUGGAACCACGAAAGCCCCUCGGCCUCCUUUCACCCGUGUCUCUUUAGCUGCGGUUCCUCCCAUGGCGUGAAGGUAGAAGAAACGUGGACUUGAGUGACGUGGGGUCGGGGUCAGGCUAACUGCCUGUGGCGGGAGGACCUGCUGUCUUGCUCACAGCUCUCCCAAGGCUCUUGGUGAGCCCCGACCAUGCUGCCACGUUGCACCCCCCGGGAGCCUGAGCGGCGCUGGGGAUCCCUGGGGAACUCCUCUGCAUCAUCCCCAGGCUGCGCAGCGAGGAAGGGGGACGAGGGGAAGUGGAAGUCCUGGCCCUGCUUCUGUUGUGGAGCUCCACUUGUGGAGCUCUGAGCGUGGUGGUGGCUUUGGACCGGUGUGUAGAGAGCGGGGAGAUCUCUGCCCUGUACAGGAACAGUCAGAAUAAACUUCUGCCAGUC
This is a messenger RNA of Tyto alba (common barn owl), 1074 nucleotides long. It is a transcript of the gene SMIM12, whose product is annotated as small integral membrane protein 12. The record is from RefSeq and is a predicted model, not a curated record. Bases 56 to 334 code for a protein of 92 amino acids. The transcript is spliced from 2 exons. NCBI's taxonomy places the organism in Eukaryota, Metazoa, Chordata, Aves, Strigiformes, Tytonidae.